Messenger RNA from Rhipicephalus sanguineus (brown dog tick), 1043 nucleotides. RefSeq lists its product as uncharacterized. The record is from RefSeq and is a predicted model, not a curated record. Gene Ontology annotation, cellular component: cytoplasm; nucleus. Lineage: Eukaryota; Metazoa; Arthropoda; Arachnida; Ixodida; Ixodidae. Gene Ontology annotation, biological process: mitotic cell cycle; intracellular signal transduction. The transcript is spliced from 4 exons. The coding region runs from base 34 to 606 and encodes 190 amino acids. Gene Ontology annotation, molecular function: histone H3T3 kinase activity.
CACGACCUCUCUCUACCUUACGUGGUUCUGCACAUGACCUUCGCUGGCUGGCCGCUUAGUAGCGCUACGCUGGAGAGCCCAUUGCAGCUGUGGUCGGUGGUGCAGCAGGUGGCGCUCACCCUGGCCGUGGCGGAAGAGGCGCUCGAGUUCGAGCACCGAUCCCUGAGCGAAGACCACGUGCUCGUCAAGAAGGCGCACCACGACGUGCUCUCCUACAGGCUCAACGGGCGCGUGCUGCACGUGAACACUUUCGGCGUGCAUGCCUUCCUCGUCGACUUCUGCGCGUCCCGCCUGAGACCACGCGGAGACGUGAAGCCCUUGUUCACCGACCUGAAGAAAAUGCCGAGGAACAAGUGCGAGGCCAUGGGGGAGACGUUCUUGAAGAUCUGCAACCUCGUCGGCGAUGAGCCCUGGCUGUACUGCCCCAAGACGAACGUGGCUGCCCUGGAAGGGCUGACCAGGAGUCUGGCCAAGAGGUUCGAGAGCCGCUUCGCCGCAGCCGUGGACGAGGCCGAGCAGGAGGCAUGGUGCGACCUGUGCUUCUGGCUGGACGAGAUGCCCUACUGCGCCAGCGCCACAGAGCUCGCUCUGCAGAUGGCCAUGUAGACAGGGUCACGUUUAGGCUUAGCAGUGACACGUCGUCUGGCCGUGUCUUCGUCGAGGAAGCGCGAGGCUCAGCUAGCACUCGAGCAGUUGUUUGCAAAUUAAAGAGAAGAAGCUGUGCUCAUCACUUCCAUCGGGAAAAGAUAAUCCUAGGCGGCAAAAGGCUCGCUCUAGAGGCAGCGAGGGUAUAAAACGCGUGAAGUGCUGACAUACUUAGUAUUGGCGACAUUCCUCGGGUGUUACUGUAAUCACGAUAGACAAAUGUGACAGCGCAUAAAUACGGCAGUGCACAGAUGUUCGUUUAAUAGUAAGAACACCCAAUCGAUUUUGAAGAUGAAGCGAAAAAAAGUUCCAGCGAAUUCUGUUGAUUUCGUCAACUUUGUUGCGACUGGCAGCAGUUGCUCUGUCGAGAUUGCGCCUGUAGAGAAGCUUUACAAAUA